Messenger RNA from Vittaforma corneae ATCC 50505, 708 nucleotides. RefSeq lists its product as uncharacterized. The coding region runs from base 1 to 708 and encodes 235 amino acids. NCBI's taxonomy places the organism in Eukaryota, Fungi, Microsporidia, Nosematidae. The transcript has a single exon. The record is from RefSeq and is a predicted model, not a curated record.
AUGGAAAAUGCUUUUCAAAGAUUGCAAGAGUUAAGGGACUCCACAGACUUAAGUAAAAUAAAAUUAGCCAUAGAUAGAUUCAAGAGAGCAUCUGUGGAAGAGCCAACUUCCAGAAAGAUUUGCAUAGACCAAAUCCUUAAAUCAAUCUUCCAGAACAACCUCACGGCUGAACUUUUUGACAGAAUCGAGGAUCUAUUUGAAUUUAUCAGAGACCCCAGGAUUUUCCUAGACGAGCUUGAUCGUUAUACUGAGAACAAAUCGCUAGUAGUUUCAACACUCAUGUUUAUACACGAGUUGAAGUGUCAUUUCAACAUUGAGUACGACGAGUUCUAUCCGAAGCUCGCCUCAACAGUCCAGAAGGAAAAUUGUAUCUCAGAAGGAUAUUUGCUGUUUCUUUUAAAGGCACUGAAGGACAGCAGGAUUGACGAAGACUACAUAAAGCCAAUACUUCCAAGACUCAGUGAAGCUAGUGUUGAAGUGUCAUCUAAAAGCUGUGUAAAAGUGCUAUAUACCAUAAUAGUGAUUUUAAGGAUGCAUCCUGAGCUAUUUAGAACGGCUAAAGACCUAAACCAGCUGUACAUUCUUUUAAAUUCAUUUGAACCCAUAGCAAGAAUAGCAAAAAGAAUAUUUGUCGAAGCUGAAAAUCCUCAACUUAGGCCUGCGAUGGUUUUCCUUGAAAAUUUUGUGUUUCCCAGUCUUGAAAAUUAA